AAACGCCCCCGAUUUUUUUAUUUAUUUGAUUUCGGGGAGGCGAGGGGAGAGAUAGAGAGAUGGACGAGGCGUGGGAGAGGGCGGUGGAGGCGGCGCUGCACACCGCCGGCGAGGGGAGCUCGUCGCCGGCGAGGAGCCUGACCCUCGACGGCGCCGUCAAGUGCAUGCACGGGCGCUUGCCGGCGGCGGAGAUACUGGAGCGCCACCAGAGCCUGGAGCACCUCUCGAUCGCCGGCGUCGGGGUCGCGUCGCUCGCGGGGUUCCCCCGCCUGCGGAACCUCACGCGCCUGACGCUCUCCGACAACCGCAUCGCCGGCGGCCUCGAGCACCUCGUCGAGGCGGGUCUCGCCUCGCUGCGCGACCUCGACCUCAGCAACAAUCGCAUCCAAGAUGUGGACGACCUUGCGCCGCUCGCCCGCCUCCGCCUCGUCUCGCUCGACCUCUACGAGUGCCCCGUCACGCGGGUCAAGGACUACAGAUCCAGAGUGUUCGGGUUGAUCCGGACUCUCAAGUACCUCGACAAGAUGGACGCCGACGAGAACGAGCGCCCGGAGUCGGACGACGACGACGACGAUGCGGACGGCGAAGGCGAAGGCGAUGCCGAGGAGGAAGAUGAUGAUGAGGACGACGAUGACGAGGAUCCUGGAAGCGGCGAGGUGGCAAACGGGGGCGUCACCCACUCGCGAGGUAGCGUGGCACCGCGCCCGGUGGAGGUGAAUGGGGUGAUCCAUGUGGAUGAGGACGAGAGCGAGGCCGACGAGGUCGUGCCCAAUGGGGAAGCCGAGCACCACCACAGGGCCAACGGGUUCAGGGUCGCAGCGGUUGGGGUAGCCCCUGACGAGGAUGAUGAAGACGUGGAGGAUGACGACGAUGAUGCAGAGGAAGAGUAUGAGGAGGAGGAUGAUUUGGGAGAGGAGAUCGAUGAGGAGGUUGAUGAAGAUGACACUGUUGUUGAGGUACUUGAUGUGCCCAGUAGUGAUGAUGAGGAGGAUGGCAUCGAUGAGGACGAUGAUGAUGAGGAAGAGGAGGUUGAGGAUGAUGGUGAGGAGGCUGAGCCAGAGAGUAGUGGGAGGGUUGCUGUGGCGGUGGGGGGUGUUGGAGAAGAGAUUGAUGGACAUGAACAAGGUGAAGGUGACGAUGAGGAUGAGAAUGGUGAGAUUGGAGAGGAAGAUGAGGAAAGAUUGGAGGAUAGUAGGGUUUAUGAGGAUGGCAACGAUGAUGACGAUGCUGAUGAUGAGGAUGAAGACACAGAAUAUCUUGUUCAACCAAUUGUGACACCACAACCCAUGGCCGUUGUAAGUCCAGGGGACUUUGAUAUCGCUGACCCUGAUGAUGUUGAUGAAGACAGAGACGAGGUCGAUGAUGAUGAUGACGACGAGGGUGGCACAGACCAGCCGUCGUCCUCGCAGGGCACCAAGCGGAAGAGGGAUGAUGACCCAUCAGGCAGCGGCAGCGACGAUGAGGAUGAUGAUACUGAAGACCCGAGGCCGUCCAAGCGCCAGUGACAUUGUACAUGAUUCAUCCCCUUCCUCGCCCCUUCUUCUCAGGUAGAAAGAAGUAAUCAGGAGCAGCAGCAGCAAAACAGAAAUGGUGGGUUUCCCCCUGUUUUCCUUAGCCGUUUUUCUUGUAAAGACUUUGGUUUGGGGAGGGCUUCACCCUCCUUUUUAAAACAGCAGAUUUUAGGAGGGAAAAUGGAGUUGUAGUAGUCAGCGAACCAGCUUCCCUCUUCGCCUGCACCCUUGCUGAGUUUUCCCUCCAUAAUUUGAAAUGGUAGUUACAACACCCCUGGGGGGUUUCCCUCCUUCCUUUGAAAUUCCUGUUACAUUGUCAGCAUUGUCAGGUUUCCCUCCAAGAAAAAGCCCGGGAACUGCCCCCCUUUGAAA
This is a messenger RNA of Hordeum vulgare subsp. vulgare (domesticated barley), 1883 nucleotides long. Its product is annotated as acidic leucine-rich nuclear phosphoprotein 32-related protein 1. Gene Ontology annotation, molecular function: histone binding. The transcript has 2 exons. Gene Ontology annotation, cellular component: nucleus. Bases 60 to 1505 code for a protein of 481 amino acids. The record is from RefSeq and is a predicted model, not a curated record. Lineage: Eukaryota; Viridiplantae; Streptophyta; Magnoliopsida; Poales; Poaceae.